AUGGGCGUCGUCGUCUGCCACGGCAAGGGAGCACAGUUCUACGUCAAAGGCGCCAGCAAGAUCUUGUUUGACAAGGGUCGCAGCCAUGUAGUCGUUCACAAGCCAGGGGAGGGCGAAGGCGGCAACGAGGAUGAGAUCGAGACGGCUGGAUUCAACGACGAUGAUAAGGAGAACGUUUCGAGGACUAUCACUUUCUACGCUGGCCAAUCACUCCGGACUAUCGCGAUCUGCUACAGGGACUUCGAACACUGGCCACCCACCGAUGCAGCUCUCGGUGAGGACGGCGAGAUCCCCUACGACACCCUUGCGCGCGACCUUUGCCUUAUCUCCAUCACCGUUAUCGAGGAUCCCCUCCGUCAAGGCGUCCGCAAAGCCGUCGCAGACUGCAUUCGUGCCGGCGUCCAGGUCAAGAUGUGCACCGGCGAUAACGUUCUUACGACUCUCAGCAUCGCACGUCAGUGUGGUAUCUACUCGCCCGGUGGCAUCGUCAUGGAAGACCCUGUAUUCCGCUCUCUCCCGCCGCUUGUUCAGGCGCAGGUCGUUCCCCGUCUUCAGGUUCUCGCUCGCUCCAGACCCGAGGACAAGCGCGUUCUCGUUGCCACGCUCAAGCGCCUCGGCGAGGUUGUUGGUGUUAUUGGCGACGGUACCGACGAUGGUCCCGCGCCGAAGACGGCCGACGCUGAAUUCACCAUGGGUAUCGCCAGCACAGAAGUCGCGAAGAAGGCCAGUGAUAUCAUCCUCAUGGACGGUAACUUCGCCAGCAUCGUCAAGGCUGGCAUCGUGUGGGGACGUGCGGAUAACGACGCUGUCCGCAAGUUCUUGCAGUUCUAG
This is a messenger RNA of Peniophora sp. CBMAI 1063, 831 nucleotides long. The record is from the annotation of a GenBank genome assembly. Lineage: Eukaryota; Fungi; Basidiomycota; Agaricomycetes; Russulales; Peniophoraceae.